Lolium perenne is the source of this 1555-nucleotide messenger RNA. The record is from RefSeq and is a predicted model, not a curated record. NCBI's taxonomy places the organism in Eukaryota, Viridiplantae, Streptophyta, Magnoliopsida, Poales, Poaceae.
AUUUCCAGAUUCCCCAGGGGCCCAUCCGCGAAACGACCCCACAGACCCGACUUGCCCACCGCCGCGACCAAUCACUCGGCGGCGCGCCGCGCCGAGCGUCGCCAUGGCCGCCGCCGCGGACGCCGCCAAGCAGCCGCUCCUCCCGCGGGCGUACCCGUCGCAGGUCGCCUCGGCCUCCUCGCCCGCGCUCCCCUCGGUGCCCCCGUCCGGCGUGCCCGGCGCGGGGAGCCGCCGGUUCCAGAGCGUCCUGGACGUGCCCAACCUCAAGAAGCGCGGCGGCGGCACGCGCAGCUGGAUCCGCGUCGAGGCCGCCACCGCCUCCGUGCAGACGAUCGACCUCGACAAGGCCACCAUGAUGCGCCGCUGCGAGCUGCCCGCCCGCGACCUCCGCCUCCUCGACCCGCUCUUCGUGUACCCCUCCACGGUCCUCGGCCGGGAGCGCGCCAUCGUCGUCAACCUCGAGCAGAUCCGCUGCGUCAUCACCGCCGACGAGGUGCUCCUCCUCAACUCCGUCGACAACUACGUCCUCCAGUACGCCAUGGAGCUGCAGCGCCGCCUGCUCCAGCGCGCCGAGGGCGACGAGCUCCCCUUCGAGUUCCGGGCGCUCGAGCUCGCCCUCGAGGCCGCAUGCUCCUUCCUCGACGCCCAGGCAGCAGAAUUGGAAAUUGAAGCAUAUCCUUUGCUGGAUGAGCUGACCUCAAAAAUCAGUACUCUAAAUCUGGAACGUGUUCGGCGGCUAAAAAGUAGACUAGUUGCUCUGACCAGAAGAGUUCAGAAGGUAAGGGAUGAAAUAGAACAACUAAUGGAUGAUGAUGGAGAUAUGGCCGAGAUGUAUCUCACUGAGAAAAAGAUGAGGAUGGAAUCAUCUGUUUUUAGUGAUCAGCCAUUGUUAGCGGCCUUCAAUUCAGGAGGCGCUGGGACUUCAGUUUCAGCUCCCGUGUCUCCUGUCUCCUCGCCCACGGAGUCACGGAAGUUGGAAAAGACCUUCAGCUUGUGUAGAAGUAGACAUGAUAGUGUGAAGAGCUCCGAUAACACUGUGACAGAACAUAUUGAAGAGCUGGAAAUGUUGCUUGAAGCAUAUUUUGUAGUCAUCGACAGCACUCUUAACAAGCUGACCUCGCUCAAGGAGUACAUUGAUGACACUGAAGAUUUUAUCAAUAUUCAGCUGGACAAUGUUCGAAACCAGCUGAUCCAGUUUGAGCUACUGCUAACAACCGCAACAUUCAUCGUCGCUAUUUUCGGUGUGGUCGCGGGGGUAUUCGGGAUGAACUUCGAGACCGACGUUUUCAGCAUCCAAAAUGCAUUCCAGUGGGUCCUGAUAAUUACUGGGGUGAUUGGCGCAUUCCUCUUCUGCUUCUUCGUUUGGUUUUUCAAGUACAAGAGACUGAUGCCCCUGUAGAGUAUAAGCUCCCCAUGUGGUGGAGGACUGAACCUUCUAUUAUCUCUGUUAAGGUACCUGACCAAAAGCCUUGAAUUCAUGUAAUUAUUAACAUUCUUUCAGAGGCUUACUGUGUACCUACAAGAAAACAAAUGAAAAUAUACUUUUUGUUUCUUA